Molecule: messenger RNA, 2082 nt
Organism: Penicillium cinerascens
Lineage: Eukaryota; Fungi; Ascomycota; Eurotiomycetes; Eurotiales; Aspergillaceae
Product: putative C6 transcription factor (OTam)
Exons: 1
Coding region: 1-2082 (693 amino acids)
Biological process (GO): DNA-templated transcription
Cellular component (GO): nucleus
Molecular function (GO): DNA-binding transcription factor activity, RNA polymerase II-specific; DNA binding; zinc ion binding
Source: RefSeq, a predicted model, not a curated record
AUGGCUACCGUCAUCACUAUCCAGCCUUCUUCCACGGCUGGUCCGGCUGGUUCUUCGGCCUACUCUCAACCCCAUUCACCCGAGCUGCGCCGACGAGCACCGACUACGACCUCGACUCCCAACCUCUCUCCGUCCCCCGUCUCCGUGAACUCGACUUUAACCGGCGCUCAAGGCCGGAAUGGGGCCAGCUGCGACGCUUGUCUCCGACGAAAGAGCAGGUGUGCCAUGAACGAGAUGGUCCACAAGUGCUACUCGUGCGAAUUUCACCGUCAAGACUGCACCUUCACCCUAUCCGCCGAGGCACCCACCAAGAAGAGGAAACUCGACGCUGUGCCGGAGCAUGCCGACUCCGUCAAACGACCCUCCACCGUCCAAUCUUCCAUCCCCGAGGAGCUUCCUCGACCGCACCAAGCCGCUAUGAUCCGCCCGGGCUUCUUCAACCAGACGACGCAGCAUAUCGGCAUGACCACAGAGUUGGAACCGGCUCUGCUGGAUCACCUGCCGCUGGAUGAGUACGACGAAUUCACAGUGCAUGCUUCCCGUAUUCGCAGGUGUGCCGACGACGGCACUUUCAUGAGAGUUGUCAACACUGUUCCUAUCGGUGACUCGCAGGCCGUGUCACUGGAUGCCAUUGAGAGCCUGGUCGCUCCGUACGGUGCCACAUUGAUCGAGAAGUUCUUCGACCACGUGCACCCCUCUUUCCCCAUUCUGAUGGAAGAUGCAUUUCGUCAAUCAUACCGUGAUCGUCGUCAGUUGUCUCCGCUGCUCCUGGCUGCGGUGUACGUGUUGACGUUGAAAUUCGUUGACGUCGGUGCGUCAUCGCAGACAGCACGGAAGCCCGAUGCGGCCCGGCUAGAGAGCGCGGCUUUGAAAUUGCUUCUCGAUUCGUUGCCCUUCCCUAGCAUUUCGACUAUUCAGGCUGGCUUAUUGUUGACGCAAAAGUCGACCUUGGCAACGGCGUCUUUGAAUGGGCAGUUGGUUACGGCAUGCUUCGAGCUUGGACUGCACCAGGAUUGCUCGAACUGGCGGAUGAAGACGUGGGAGAAGGGUUUACGAAAACGCCUUGCCUGGGCACUGUACAUGCAGGAUAAGUGGUCUUCGCUUGUGCAUGGCCGCCCCUCGCAGAUCUUUGCUUUCAACUGGACCGUCAAGGAUCUCGUUGAACAGGACUUUUCCGAUGCCUUUCUGUCCGGUACCGGCUCUGCACACGAUGAGGCGGCUGUCGGACAUGGCCCUCUCCUAUUUUGCCAUAUGGUGGCUCUUACGACCAUUUUAUCGGAUAUCCUGGAUCGAUUCUACACUCUCCGAGCCGUCGAGGACUUCCGAGCAGCUGGAAAUCAGCGCACGCGGAUAAUCCUGGAUAAAGCUAAGCCGGCCCAAAUCCGUCUGAAAGAAUGGUUCUCUUCCUUGCCGGCAUCUCUCAAGAUGGAAUCCUCGACCGGAGAGCUUGUCGAGACUAUCACCGAUGAGCAUGCCCGCAACGGCGCUCUACACCUCGCCUACUUCGCUACCGAAAUUACCCUCCACCGCUGCAUCGUCCGCUCUAUAGCUGAUGACGGCACUGACUCCUACCUCGCCCACAUCUGCCGGUCCGCCGCCAAAACCCGUCUCAUCUCUGCCAUGGACUUCGUGAACCGUCUCCGACCAGCACACCUGCGAUCCUUCUGGCCCGCCACCGCGCGCACGAACUUCUCGCUGAUUGGCUCCUUUGGCAUGUUACUGCGUGUCACCGCACCAGCCAGCGAAGAGGCAGAGUUCUACCGCCUUCGCCUCUGCGAGUACCGCUGGACCCUCAGCGUCAGCCACAAGAACGCCGAGUUCAUGAGCUUUGCGCUGGAGAGCCUCGAUAACCAGACGAUGCUGGAUAAGCACGUUCCCGAAAAGCCUAGCAUCGAGGAACUGAUCGCGUCCUCGGCCAAGCAGCCCGCUCGCCCGAACCACAUGUCUGCCUACGACGACGCCCUUGCCGAUGCAGAGACACAAGGCACGGGUCUCUCGUCAUCGGUGAUCUCCGGUCUCGCUUCUCCGGCUACGUCUGUCAGCGAUAUCGAGGAUCAGGAUACACACAUGCCACCUCUCUAA